Molecule: messenger RNA, 1181 nt
Organism: Phalaenopsis equestris
Lineage: Eukaryota; Viridiplantae; Streptophyta; Magnoliopsida; Asparagales; Orchidaceae
Product: endoribonuclease LACTB2-like
Exons: 1
Cellular component (GO): plastid
Source: RefSeq, a predicted model, not a curated record
CAUGAAGAUGAAGAUUUAUCUGACUCGUGUAAAUUUAUAUCCAAAGAAAGUGCUGCUAAAAUUCAUUUGCAGUCAACGCCGGGUGGCGAUCGUAUCGGACUUCUUACAAUCAUUGGACUUCUUCAUCGCGACGACAAAUCCCAAAAGCCGCUGCUGCCUCGAUCCUUCCUCAACCAUUCAAUUCAAGAGUACCCUUUAGGCCUCAUUGUUGCACCAAUGAAAAGUAGAACACAAAAACCAUUUUCAACAACAAAUCUAGUUCUCAUUGUAGCAGAGGAUGAAACUAUUGAAUCUGAAACUAAUGAAUCUGCCAUUUUUAAACAUGGAGAAGCUCUUCUAGUGGAUCCUGGAUGCUCUGUUCAACAGCACUCUGAUCUUGAAGAUCUCAUUAAUGCUCUCCCCAGAAAACUUCUUGUUUUUCUCACCCAUCAUCACUACGAUCACAUUGAUGGUCUUUCCGUCAUCGAUAAAUGCAACCCCGAUGCCAUUUUGUUAGCUCAUCCGAAUACGCUGCGACGAAUCAAUACUACAAGUUGGUCUCACGAGUCUCUCCCAAUUUCCGGCGGCGAGACAUUACAGAUCGGUAGACAGAAACUAGAAAUUGUGUUUGCACCCGGACACACCGACGGCCACGCUGCUCUUCUCCAUCUGAAUUCAAACUCUCUCAUCGUCGGCGAUCACUGUGUCGGUCACGGGAGCGCUGUUCUUGACAUAACGAGCGGCGGAAAUAUGAAGGAUUAUUUUGAAACAACUUAUAAUUUUUUGGAUCUAAAACCAAAUGUUUUGAUUCCUAUGCAUGGGAGAGUAAAUUUGUGGCCUCAAAAUAUGCUGUGUGGGUAUCUGAAGCAUAGAAGGGAGAGAGAAUUGAGAAUUCUGAAAGCUAUUGAAGAUGGGGCAGAAACUCUAUUUGAUAUCGUUGCCAAAGUUUAUGCAGAUGUAAGCAGAAGUUUGUGGCUUGCUGCUUCAUCAAAUGUCAAGCUUCAUGUUGAUCAUUUGGCUUAUCAGAAUAUGUUGCCAAAGGGUUUUAGUUUGGAGAAUUUUAAUAAUAGCUAUGAUGAUUUUUUAAAAAAGAUUUCUAGUUUGUGAGCUUUAGGAAUUAGAAUUAUAUUUGGUGUGAGUUGUAUUGGAUUUGAAAAAUAAAGUAAGAUUUAUAUACAUACCACUCAAUUCUUAUGUUUUUA